ACAAGCUCACAACACCAAGCUUCCAACACCGCCAUUCCCUCCUCGCACACCAAGCUCGCGCACAUUGGUGUCCUCUCUCCCUCUUGUUCACUUCCAGCUCCACCCUCACCCUCUUCCUCCAAAGACCCAAGCUCAAGCCCCACCUGUUCUUCUUCCAGCCGAUCCCAUCCCAACCAUGGCAUCCUUGGCCCUCAUGCUCAUGCUCACCCUCACCCUCAUGCUACUGCAUGCUCCUUUACCUGCGGUAUGCGACGACCAAGGUGCAGGCCUCUCUCCAAGCCAUCGCACAUACAUUGUGAUGCUGAGGCCACCCGUCGAAGCGGGCAGCGAGGACGACCACCGCUGGUGGCAGGAUUCCUUCCUGCCAACGCCUCUCGCCGGCUCCGAUGAGCCACGCCUCAUCCAUACCUACACCAAGGUCUUCACGGGGUUUGCCAUGAGGCUCACCGAAGACGACCUCGCCAUGGUGUCCCAGAGGAAAGAGUUUGUGCGGGCGUUUCCAGACCAUCUCUGGCACCCCAGCACCACUCACACUCCGAAGUUCCUCGGACUGGAGAAAGAUGCCGGGCUGUGGAGGGACACCAACUAUGGCCAAGGAGUCAUAAUCGGGGUCCUAGACACCAGCAUAUAUUCAGAGCAUCCUUCCUUUGAUGACAGUGGUAUCCCGCCACCCCCAUCAAAGUGGAAGGGCUCAUGCUAUGGCGCUGCACGCUGCAGUAACAAGUUGAUAGGUGCCAAAUUCCAUAAUUUCAAUGCAAAUGAUUCCAGAGAUGACACAGGGCAUGGAACACAUACCUCGUCCACCGCAGCUGGGAACUUCGUCAGUGGUGCCUCGGUCCAUGGCCUCGGCAGGGGCACAGCGGCCGGUAUUGCUCCAGGUGCGCACUUGGCCAUGUACAGGGUGUGCACGGUUCUGGGGUGUGCAGCCUCGGAUAUACUUGCUGGGUUUGACGAAGCUGUCAAGGAUGGGGUCGAUGUGCUCUCGAUCUCCCUCGAACCUGUUUACGAUGUCAGCUUCACUGAAGACCCAGUCUCUAUUGGCGCACUCAAUGCGGUAGCCAAGGGCAUUGUUGUAGUGGCUGCAGCUGGUAACAAUGGACCCAUGUCAUUUGUUGCCAAUUCUGCACCAUGGUUGCUUACAGUCGCAGCUGGCUCGGUGGACCGAAGCUUUGAGACUAUUGUGCAGCUUGGGAACGGCAACCACAUCAAUGGGGAAGCUCUUAACCAGACUUCUAACUCAAGCUCCAUGUCAUUCCCUUUGUAUGUGGACAAACACUGCAAGUCGUCAGCUGGAAGAAAUGUGGCCGGCAAAAUUGUAAUUUGCCAUAACACAGGAACAGUGAGUGACAAAGGCUCUUCACUAAACCAGUCUGACAUCAGUGGCAUCAUGAGUGCCGGGGCGGCUGGCGUAGUACUGGUCAACAGCAAAGAUGCUGGCUUCACCACCCUUCUGGAGGACUAUGGCAAUGUUGUGCAGGUGACCGUGGCUGAUGGCAACAAUAUCACAGAGUAUGUGAGGACAACAAGCAAACCCAGUGCCAAAGUCAUCUAGAAAAACACUGUGCUUGGUGUCCGGCCAUCUCCCACUGUCGCGGCAUUUUCAUCCCGUGGCCCUAGAAGUUUAAGCCCUGGCGUGCUAAAGCCAGAUAUAUUAGCACCUGGGCUCAACAUCCUUGCUGCAUGGCCACCACUCACCAUGUUUGGUUCUGGGCCAUUCAAUAUUAUAUCUGUCCGCCUAGAGCUCAGCUUGGCGAUUCGUCGAGCGGAUCUCUGAAUUCGUCGGAUGUGAAUAGCGCUUCACUUCCGACGGCCUCCUCCCCUAUCCCUACAGACGGCGCGGAGGUGGAGUCCCGUAGGGGACAAAAUCAGGAGGAGGUGGUCCUAGAAGCGCCACAAGGCGACCUUCCGGACUCCCAACCCAAAGGGGGUAAAACCCCGGAGGGAUCUAAGUC
Triticum aestivum (bread wheat) is the source of this 1952-nucleotide messenger RNA. Its product is annotated as subtilisin-like protease 4. Bases 176 to 1552 code for a protein of 458 amino acids. NCBI's taxonomy places the organism in Eukaryota, Viridiplantae, Streptophyta, Magnoliopsida, Poales, Poaceae. Gene Ontology annotation, molecular function: serine-type endopeptidase activity. Gene Ontology annotation, biological process: proteolysis. The record is from RefSeq and is a predicted model, not a curated record. The transcript is spliced from 2 exons.